Messenger RNA from Paramecium sonneborni, 783 nucleotides. The record is from the annotation of a GenBank genome assembly. Lineage: Eukaryota; Ciliophora; Oligohymenophorea; Peniculida; Parameciidae.
UUUUUGUAUAAUUAUUUUAAUAUCCUUGUAUUAACUAUGAGUAACACACUAACAUUUUACUACAAUCCAAUUUCUAUGCCUUCAAGAGCAGUACUUACUUUGUUAACUUUGGGAAAUGUUCCUCAUACAGCAAAAAUUGUGGACCUUCAAAAAUAAGAGAACCUUACACCAGAAUAUACAGCUAUUAACCCAUGUUAAUCAGUACCAGCUAUAGAUGAUGAUGGAUUCAAAUUAUUUGAGAGUCAUGCUAUUCUUAGAUAUAUUGUAAAUAAAUAUCAGUUGCAUGAUUUUUAUCCUAAAGUAACUUUUUAUUAUUAUUUCUAUUUUAGGAUCCUUAAGAAAUUGCAAAAAUUGAAUGUUAUUUAGAUUGGCAUCAUACUGGAACUAAAAUUGUUUCCAAAUUUAUAUUCACCUAUAUCAUUGGACCUAAAAUGAUGAAUAGACCUGCCCCUCCAGAUUAAGAUGCAUAAGAGAAAGAGAUGGAAUCUAUUCUUUAAUUUAUAGAAUAUGUAUUUUUAGGUUAAGGCAAAUUUAAAUAUCUUUAAAAUUAACCUAAAAUGACAAUUGCUGAUUUAAGGUAUCUAAAAUUAUUAUUAUUUUAGUUUAAUCUUUGAAUUAUAAGCACUUUUUGCUUUCAAUUAUAGCUUUGAUAAAUUCCCAGGACUUAAAAAUUAUGUAUAACAUAUGUCUUAAUUACCACAAAUCAAAUAGGCUAAUUAAAUGUUUUAUGGUAUGAUUAAAAAUGCUCCAUUAAAUGACUUUAUUAAAGGAUUGGUAUAAUGA